AUGACCGAUCGAACAAACAAGAGAGUUCAUGUUGAAGGCUUGCUGAAGAGAAAGAUGAUUGAGGAGACCUCACAAUCUGAUUCUCAAUUCAUCAAGGGAAGCAAGGGAUCUUCAAGUUUCGCUCAACCAUCAACUCCCAAGUCAACCAGAAGGAAAAUCAAACAAGACAAUCGUAGCAAUGAUAUGUUUACCAUUCCUAACCAAUUGAAGUCUGUGUUUUACUCUCAAGAAACUUCCUAUCAACCAAUAAGCCUCAACUCAAAAUCUUCAAAGAUAUUUAAUUCAUCUUUGCCUCCAACCUUUGCAAACUUUGGAACGAUUGAACAAUCAACGAAUAAUCCUUUCCAAUUUUCAAAUCUGAAUAAUAACUCUGUACAAUAUUCAGAAGAUGACAUUUUCCGUCCUUCUGCUCAAUCAACAACUCCUUUCUCCAAUGGACCAUUCACUCCAAGCAAGAGAAUUGAUUCAUCAAACAAUUCUACUCCAUUCUUUAAGAGUGCAACCUCCUUUGACUCUGAUUACAAUCCUGCACCAUUCUCUCCAAUCAAAGCACAAGGAAAUAUCCACAAGAAUAGCCUCUUUUCAAAUACACAAGCCGGCAGCUGUGGUUCUUUCGAGUUCGAAGAGCAAAUCAACCAACAGGCUCAUCAACCAGAUACGAAAUUCAAUCUUUUUAGGCAACAGCAACCCCGUGAGGAAGUCGAUUUAUUCUCUCCUUUGCAACCAAAUCGUUAUGUUAGCAGAGUGGCAUCCAAUGAUACAUUUUCCACUUUGUUUUCACAAUUCGAAUAA
Molecule: messenger RNA, 792 nt
Organism: Naegleria gruberi
Lineage: Eukaryota; Heterolobosea; Eutetramitea; Acrasida; Naegleriidae
Exons: 1
Coding region: 1-792 (263 amino acids)
Source: RefSeq, a predicted model, not a curated record